Molecule: messenger RNA, 3370 nt
Organism: Hypanus sabinus (Atlantic stingray)
Lineage: Eukaryota; Metazoa; Chordata; Chondrichthyes; Myliobatiformes; Dasyatidae
Product: erlin-1-like
Exons: 14
Coding region: 367-1440 (357 amino acids)
Biological process (GO): SREBP signaling pathway
Cellular component (GO): endoplasmic reticulum; endoplasmic reticulum membrane
Molecular function (GO): cholesterol binding; ubiquitin protein ligase binding
Source: RefSeq, a predicted model, not a curated record
AUGUCGGCCAAACAGCGGGAGUGAGCCUCCCCUUUAAGGAGCCGGAAGUGAGGACGGGCGGGAGAGUCGAGGCUGCGACGCUGUGGGAAGCGGAUGGCUGGCCGGCCGGAGGGAGGGGAAUUUGCAGAGGGAGGAAAAACCCAGGGAACGAUGUCAUGAGGUGAACGUGCAACCUCCACAUAGACAGCUCUGGAGGCCUUGUUUAAACCGAGAUUCAGAUGUUAACUUAUGAAUGAAAACCCACAUGACAGUCCCCAACAGCAAUACGGGACAAAUGUUAUGAACUGCUGCUGGAAGACAUUGAACUGAUUCCAUAUAAAAGUUUUAUAACUUUAAACAUCAUCCUAGCAUAUUCUGUAAGGCAGCAUGACCAUGACGCAUGUUGGAGCAGUUGUGGCCGUAUUAACUGCAUUCGUAGCGUUUUGCCUCUACUCUUCCAUACACAAGAUUGAAGAAGGGCAUCUUGGCAUUUACUACAGAGGUGGUGCGUUGUUGGUCACUCCAAGUUGCCCUGGAUAUCAUGUCAUGAUACCAUUCAUUACAUCCUUCAGAUCUGUUCAGACAACUUUACAAACAGAUGAAGUGAAAAAUGUUCCCUGUGGAACAAGUGGUGGGGUCAUGAUCUACUUCGACAGGAUAGAAGUGGUGAAUAGCCUUGCUCCAAGUGCAGUGUAUGAUAUUGCAAAGAAUUACACGGCAGACUACGAUAAGACUUUGAUCUUCAACAAAAUUCAUCAUGAACUGAACCAGUUUUGCAGUGUACACACCUUACAGGAAGUCUACAUUGAAUACUUUGAUCAAAUAGAUGAAAACCUCAAGUUGGCUUUACAAAAAGACUUGAAUGCCAUGGCACCUGGUCUUACAAUACAGGCUGUUCGAGUUACAAAACCUAAAAUUCCAGAAGCAAUUCGAAGGAAUUUCGAACUUAUGGAGGCAGAGAAGACAAAGUUGCUCAUUUCUACACAGAGGCAAAAGGUUGUAGAGCAGGAGGCUGAAACGGAAAGGAAGCGAGCUAUUAUUGAGGCAGAGAAAAAUGCACAGGUAGCGCAGAUUCAAUUCCAGCAAAAGAUUAUGGAAAAAGAAACACAGAAGAAGAUUUCAGAAAUUGAAGAUCUUGCCUAUUUAGCCAGAGAGAAAGCUAAAGCAGAUGCAGAUUUCUACACUGCCCAGAAAACAGCACAAGCAAAUCAGGUGAAACUGACCAAAGAGUAUUUGGAGAUGAUUAAAUACCAAGCAAUAUCAUCAAACAGCAAGAUUUAUUUUGGAAGUGACAUUCCGGACAUGUUUGUGGAUGCUAACGCCUUUUGGAAAAACACUGAAACGAGGACUGAGAAAAGUUCCUCCAGCAGUGAUAAAGACCAGGCAGUGCUUACAUCUGAAAGCGUCUCGAGCAGUCGGCAAAAAGAUGCACUAAAGGACUCUGGAGGCAACGCUACUUAGACUAAAUGCAGAGGACUGACCCUCUUUGUUAAAUAUUACAGAACGCUGAUUAUACAAGAGUGAAUUAUGUUCAAGUGGAUUAUGGUAUGACAACAGUCAGAUUGGGUGCAGAAUUAUACUACGGAAUAUUCAGUGGCUUUAUGUAACAAUUGCUGCAAUAGCAACAAGUUGAAAUGCUGACAUGGGUCAGAUGACUAAAGCUGGUUCUGUUCCAUUUCAGAACCUUAUCCCACGUCAAAAAUGGUUUUAUGUCUGAUUAGUAAUGUGGCGCCUAACUGAAAUUACACUAUGGUGUUCUGUGUAUUUAUCAAUACGUGUAAUGAGAAUUAAUUUUUGUACUAGUCUGGAAUUGCAUUUGGGACACCUACCAGCAGUAAAUGCUACAAUGAAGUAUUUUUCUGCUUUGAUUUUGGGUAUAAUAUAAUGAAAUGAAAGGGAAUAUAAUUGACAACUGUGAACAAAUCUUUUAAAACUUGGACAAGCUACAAUACUUUUGGAAAUAGAGCUAUGGAAUAGGAGAAAUAUAUUUUAGAAUUAUCAAGAUACCUUUGUAUUUAAACAAUAUUGGCUAAUGCCGUGCUUUUACAAUGGCAGUUGUACUCAUUGACCAAGAAUUUUUGGAUCUCAGUGGAAGAACAUUGGUCUCUUGUAGAUUGAAGUGUAGGAGACAGCUUGGAGUGAUAAGAGCUUAACUCUGUUAAAGCUGUAUCAUUGCUUCUUGGCUUGUGUUUGGUUUCUGACACUGGUAGUUUUGGGAACUAAUUAGGAUUUGCUUAAUUCUGUCCAACAUAAAACAAUCGGGGCAUUUUGUUUGCAAUUAAUGAAACUUUUUUUCUUACCAACCAGAAAUAAUCCAGAAGAAUGCAAACAGCUUUGAAGACUUGUAUGCAUCACCUCAAGUCUCUUGUGAACUAUAAUGAAAGUUGCAGUACUAAUUGUAGAGGAGAAAGAGAGUGUUGUCCUUUAGUAUUAAUUAUACCAUCCAGGGCUGACUCUGAAUUUUAGGUUAUGAUGCACAAUUGAUAAUGUUCUACUAAUGACUUUAUUUAGAACGAGCUUUCCCACAGAUUUUUCACUCUGAAAAGAAGCCAGUUUAAGAAUGCAGACACUUGAUGAAGAUUCUUUUACAUGCAAAGAGAUCUAUUCUGAUAUCUGGGUAAUUGGUAUAUGCAGAUACUAAUCUUUAUUUUUGAUAUUCAUUAUACAGUUAAGCAUUUUGCCAUGUAAUCCUUCUCUGGUGUUCUAGCUUUUAUAUGCAGUAUUUGUAUUGAUCAGAGGCUGAUUUCCAACCCCAAGCAGACUUUUGAAGGUUUUACUGUGAAGAGUAAAUAUUGGUUCCUGCGUUUGAAUCAUUUCUCAUUGUAUAAACCGGUGUCUAUUUCAAAUGAUGGUAUCUAUAGUUGUUUUUUUUUCCCAAAAGAAUACAUAUACCUAAAUAAUUAACGUUCUUGAUUUUGUUUCCAUUAUCCUUGUGGGAAUUGAGUUUCUCCAGAUUGAUUCUCUUGGUACAGAAUAUACAAAUACAGAUGCUUCAAGUUGGUAUUUCUGUUGUGGUUACUAUAAAACAGUUCAUAUUUCUGUCAUUCCAAAAUUCUGAUGUUUUACUCUAAUUGGAAUAUGCUAUUUUUUCUGUAUUUGAGGAAUGAUGGCAAUCUGAAGAACUUAAGUUUUCAUUACAUUUUUCUAAUACUCUUUAUAAGGUGCUGGUGCAUAUGCAAUCUGUGGUUGUACUUGCUUUGAAUGAUGGUGUGGGAUUUAAUUUUGCUUCUAUAGAAAAUUGUCAAAUUCAAAUUUUUGGAGAAAGGGUUUGGAACAUAAAGAAUUUAAAAUCAACAUCACAAAAUUUGCUUUAGACAUAACCUAACUGAAAAUCAAACAUUUGAGUUUUCUUCAAAAUCUGUUACAUGAGUAAACUUAUUUUGAUAUCAAA